AUGGAACAAGUUGCGUGUGCUUCAACCCGCUUGCUUUGGCGAAAUAGACUGCUUCGUUCGAGCUGCUUCGGAAGACGAACGCAACCUAAAGGGCGUGCACAGACACACCAGGGAUCUACUAGGGCUCCCCGCGGGCGAUGCUUUGCGACGGGCGGUUAUGAGCGCACUCAGCGGACAUUAAUUGGUUGCAUCAAGGAGUCCCUUGAGUCAGCAGUUCGUGAUAAAUUUUCGGACUAUCUGGAGACAGUCGACAUCACUGAGUGCGCGAACCCCUCUCUUGGCGACUAUCAGUGCAGCAGUGCUAUGCAAAUAUUUUCGGCUCUCAGAAAAGCAGGAGAAACGGACUUUUGUAACCCGCGGGAAGUUGCUGCUGUCAUCGUGGAUGGUAUAUCCGAUACAACUACGUUUGACUCAAUAACUAUAGCUGGAGCGGGAUUCAUAAACUUCAAGUUAUCUGAUCACUUCAUUCUUACACGUUUGCGAGAGUUAGGGAAAACCGUCAAGCCGACGUCUUCAGGUGAGUCGGGUUCUGUCCUGGUAGACUUCUCUUCUCCGAAUAUUGCGAAAGAGAUGCACGUAGGUCAUCUUCGUAGUACGAUCAUCGGUGACGCCCUUUGCAACGUGUUCGAGUUCUGCGGCUUGAAGACAAUUCGAUUGAAUCACGUGGGAGACUGGGGCACGCAGUUCGGGAUGCUCAUCCAGUUCAUGACAGAUAACAAGGUAUCACCAGAUUCUGCUGUAAGUGACCUUCAAGAAUGUUACAAGCGAGCGAAGGAACGGUUUGAUCAAGAUGACGACUUCAAGUCUCAGUCAAAGCAGGCAGUUAUCAAACUACAGUCUUACGAUGCCGAUGCCUUGCGCACCUGGAAGCAGAUAUGUGACGCAAGCCGGGCCGAAUUCCAGACCAUUUAUGAUCGACUCAAUAUCAGUAUAAUAGAAAGGGGUGAGAGCUAUUACAAUGAUAUGAUUCCAGCAGUGCUCGAUGAACUUGUCGCAAAGAACGUUGUAGUUGAAGAUGCUGGAGCUUUAUGUAUCUUCGAUGAUGAUCACGCAGAAGCUCCUGUGAUCUGUCGAAAAAGUGAUGGUGGAUUUAAUUAUGCCUCUACUGACUUGGCGGCGAUAAGACAUAGAGCGCUAGAAGAAAAGGUCGAUAGAAUCAUUUACGUGACAGACCAAGGCCAGCAAAAGCACUUCAGAGCUAUUUUUAAAACAGCACAUGCAGCUGGCUGGGGGCACGGGGGCGUAGUCUUCGAGCAUGUUGGAUUUGGAGUUGUUCUGGGCGAAGAUGGUAAACGACUCCGCACUAGAUCUGGUGAGACAGUUAAGCUGAAAUCUUUGCUAGAUGAAGCGGAGGAAAGGUGUUUACAAUUCUUGAAGGAAAAAGGAACAGACCUUUCGGCGGAGGAGCUGAGCACGGCUUCAAGAAUACUAGGAGUGAGCUCAGUGAAGUAUGCUGAUCUCCAUAAUAACAGGCUUACGGCAUACACAUUCUCUUUUGAUCGGAUGCUGGACUUGAAGGGCAAUACGGCGAUGUACUUGCAGUACUCUCACGCGCGAGUCGCCACAAUUUUACGCAAAGCGCCGACUCUUGAUCUGCCGCUCGACGGUUUGCACUUUGAGAAUGCAGCAGAGCGUCUACUUGCAGUUCAUCUUAUCAAACUCGACGAUGUGCUAGCGGCGACAAUGAAAGAGCUUGCUCCUUCGAAGAUAUGCGAUUAUUUAUACACUUUGUGUACAAUGUUCAAUAAUUUCUAUGCAGAGUGCAAAGUCAUAGGUGGAGAAAAUGAGGCGAGUAGACUCUUUCUUUGUAUGAGGACUGCUGCGACGAUGAAGAUUGCUUUCUCUUUGCUGGGGAUGGAACCUUUGGAAAGACUGUAG
This is a messenger RNA of Ostreococcus tauri, 1878 nucleotides long. Its product is annotated as Arginine-tRNA ligase, class Ia. Bases 1 to 1878 code for a protein of 625 amino acids. The record is from RefSeq and is a predicted model, not a curated record. The transcript has a single exon. Gene Ontology annotation, biological process: arginyl-tRNA aminoacylation. Gene Ontology annotation, cellular component: cytoplasm. NCBI's taxonomy places the organism in Eukaryota, Viridiplantae, Chlorophyta, Mamiellophyceae, Mamiellales, Bathycoccaceae. Gene Ontology annotation, molecular function: ATP binding; arginine-tRNA ligase activity.